Molecule: messenger RNA, 1178 nt
Organism: Ilyonectria robusta
Lineage: Eukaryota; Fungi; Ascomycota; Sordariomycetes; Hypocreales; Nectriaceae
Product: aldo/keto reductase
Exons: 4
Coding region: 75-1106 (343 amino acids)
Cellular component (GO): cytoplasm
Source: RefSeq, a predicted model, not a curated record
CUCACCAUCAACCUUUUACCAUUAUUGCGCAUUAAGAGCAGUCAAAAACGCUUGUCCGCCAUUUCAUCUCCAUUAUGUCUACCUCGUCCAUUCCAUUUCGUACCCUGGGCAAAAAUGGUCCCCAGGUGCCAGCCAUGGGUCUCGGACUCGUCCCCAUGUCUGGAGGCUACGGCGCCAUACCCAGCGAUGAAGAGCGCUUCAAGAUUCUUGAUCGUGCGUUUGAGCUAGGGAUAACCCACUGGGAUAGUGCUGACAUCUACGGCGACAAUGAGGUGUUGAUUGGCAAGUGGUUCAAGCGCACUGGACUUCGACACAAGAUUUUUCUUUCGACCAAGUUCGGAAUGGUCAAGGGCUCCGGGUUCAAGGUCUUCAACAGCUCUGCUGAGUACACCAGAGAGGCAUGCGAAGCCAGUCUCAAGGCCAUUGAAACUGACUACAUCGACAUUUACUACCUUCACCGUCCCAACGUUGACACGCCCAUCGAGGUGACUAUGAGAGCCUUGGCUAAGCUUAAGGAGGAAGGCAAGAUACGAAAUAUCGGACUUUCGGAGGUGAGCUCGACCACCCUCCGCCGAGCUUGCAAGAUCGCCCCGGUUGCCGCGGUUCAGAUGGAGUACUCUCCUAUUGUGCUCGACGUCGAGGGUCCUGCUGGGACAAACAUGCUUGAUACUUGCAGAGAACUGGGUGUGUCCCUGGUGGCAUACUCGCCCCUUGGACGGGGCCUGCUGACCGAGACAUUCUCCAACAACGAUGUGGGGGGAGACAAGAAAGAUAUGCGCCCAGCUUUUUUCCCACGAUUUCAGCAAGAGAACCGAGAUUCCAAUGUCAAGCUGGUCCAAGAUUUUAAGGCUCUCGCCGAUAAGAAGGGUUGCACAACGUCUCAGUUGUCCCUUGCUUGGUUGUUGAAGCAAGGCGCCGAGGUCAUCCCAAUCCCUGGUACGAGGAAGAUGAAGUAUCUGGAGGAGAAUUGGGGUGCUCUUAACAUGCAGUUGACCGACCAAGAGGAGGCUGAAAUAAGGCAACUCGUGAAGGGGACUGGCAUGAUUGGCCAUCGCCUCCCGGCCGUUCACGCCACUGAUCUUGUUGAUACAAAGGAGGAGACGUAACUAGAGCCUCAAGAGAUCUCACUGCCCUACACUUUGCAUAAAGCCGCUAAAUAAAUCUGUUGAAGGGCCCAG